AGAGCCUUCAAGUAUGUUCGAGGAGGCGAUGAUUGUGGCUAAGGUUCCAGCACGUUGGCCUUUCCACCCGGGAUACAUGCACACAUUUGGGUUCACCGAGAACUUCUUCGUCGUCGUUGAACAACCGCUGUCGGUAUCUGUACCGGCCAUGGUCAAGAAUCACGUUACCAGUUCCCCAAUGGCAGCAUCUUUUCGGUGGUACCCAGAAGAACAAACACAAAUUCAUUUAAUAUGCCGCAAAACUGGUAAAACAAUGCAUCAAUUUGUGGCAGAAGCUUUUUUUUACUUCCACAUAAUAAAUAGCUUCGAAAAGGACGACCACGUUGUUGUAGAUAUAUGCUGCUACAGAGAUCCGUCUAUGUUGGACUGUAUGUACGUGGAAUCUUUGAAAGGAAGCGACAGCCAACGCGCAGCCGUCUGCGCCUACGAGCGGACCGCACUCCUCUACAGCACGGAGCUGCAUCUCUGCACUUUGGGCUGCGAGACGCUCGCGCUGCACUACGAGCGACACGCGCCGCCCCUACAAGCUUCUUCCUACGCCAUCGCGUCCGACGUGGAACCUACGCAACCACAGCGAACGCACUUCUGCACAGAGCCUUCAAGUAUGUUCGAGGAGGCGAUGAUUGUGGCUAAAGUUCCAGCACGUUGGCCUUUCCACCCGGGAUACAUGCACACAUUUGGGUUCACCGAGAACUUCUUCGUCGUCGUUGAACAACCGCUGUCGGUAUCUGUACCUGCCAUGGUCAAGAAUCACGUUACCAGUUCCCCAAUGGCAGCAUCUUUUCGGUGGUACCCAGAAGAACAAGCUGAAGACGAUGGCGUGGUGUUGUCAGCCCUGGUGUGGGGCAAGGGAGACGAAAACAAAGUGGCCCUCCUGGUGCUGGAUGCUGCUUCUUGGACGGAGCUGGGCCGAACAGAAUUCACGACCCCGGGCCCAGUGCCCAAAUGCCUCCAUGGUUGGUUCGCACACGACUCCUGAUCGAGCCUUCUGUCUACAACAGUGCAAAAUUCACUACGAUGCUCAACUCUUGCGACUUAGGCAGUGUCGCGUGCUAACCCAACAAUACUUUUUUUAAUAAGGUCUAUUCGUUCAAUUACGUGAAUCACCUGGAUCACACAGGUAUAUUAUGACAAGUGAUUGUGCAAUGAUACUAACACUGGUUGAAGAUCUUUUUUUCAGUUUCCUGAUUUCUCAGAAAUGUUCCGCUAUUCAUAUUGAUGAUUGAUAAAUCGAUACACGAAAGUCUCUGUACCUACUCAUAGACACUGACAUUAAAUUUCUUAUGGUAGUAUGUCUUUGGCUGUCACACAAUGUUGAGAGUUUGAAUAUAAAUAUUAAGUGACUAUGAAUAAUGGUGAUUCGAAAUUGGAAUAAUACAAACAGAAGAAUGACAUAUUGAAUUGAAUGUUCUAUAGAAUUUAUUUCCAACUUUCUAAAUUGUUCGG
Molecule: messenger RNA, 1446 nt
Organism: Gryllus bimaculatus (two-spotted cricket)
Lineage: Eukaryota; Metazoa; Arthropoda; Insecta; Orthoptera; Gryllidae
Source: the annotation of a GenBank genome assembly